CUGUAAGUGACAAUGACACUGUCAAGCUUUCCUCUGACUGAGCAAUAAAAACUACUACCACUCCUUUUGUCUCUCUCACUGGUAAUUUACCCCAGCUCUCAGCAACUCUCGGAUCUCUCAGAUCUUUGAAGACAUUGACAGAGCAACAGCAUGGUGUCCGGCGGAAGACAGAUUCUGGGUUUGGCCCUAGCUAUCAUCGGCUUUCUGGGGAGCAUCAUCAUCUGUGCCCUACCCACCUGGAAAGUCACAGCCUUCAUUGGUGCCAACAUUGUCACUUCUCAGGUAAUCUGGGAAGGUUUGUGGAUGAACUGUGUGACCCAGAGUACAGGCCAGAUGCAGUGCAAAGUUUAUGACUCUCUUCUGGCCUUACCUCAAGACCUGCAGGCCGCCAGGGCACUUGUCAUCAUCGCCAUCAUCGCUGGGGUCUUUGGGAUCCUUCUUGGUGUGGUUGGGGGAAAGUGCACCAACUUUGUGGAGGACGAAAGGGAAAAGAGCAAAGUGGCCAUUGCCUCAGGAGUUAUCUUCAUCAUCGCAGGCUUUUUGGUGCUUGUCCCUGUCUGCUGGACGGCCAACACCAUCAUUCGUGAUUUCUACAACCCUGUAAUGACCAACGCUCAGAGGAGGGAGCUGGGGGCCUCGCUGUACAUCGGCUGGGGCUCUGCAGGGCUACUGUUCCUGGGUGGGGCUCUCCUCUGCAGCUCCUGUCCCCCCAGAGAUGAGAAUGACUAUGAUGUGAAGUAUGCAAAGGCACGUUCUGUAGAAAGCAGCAGGGCCUAUGUUUAGAUCUUCAGUGGAAAGCAGAAGUGGGACAGUAUGUUGGAAAUAGACAGAUGAAGAGGUUAUACCUUAUAUUUGUCCCAUUAAGAUGAGUCAGGUUCCAUAAUUCAGAAUUAUGUCUAGAUAGGAACUUUUUCAGUAUGAAUAUUUACCUUAAGUGUGUGUUAAGUCUUAAAAACGUCUAAUAUGUGUUGGAAACAUGUAGUUCUUUGAUUUUCUAUAUGUGAAGAUAGAUACAAAAAUUUUGUAUUUUUAAUAUACCUUUUCUUUUUUAUGUUUUAUUAGUCCCAUAUAGACACUCAGCGUGUUCUCUAUGAUGUGUCAGAUUCAGAGCAUCUGUUAAAAAAUGACUUUAUUGAUGUAAAAUCUGCCUGUGUAGUUACUACUCUGUGUCUAAGCCUGAUAUUUCUCAAUCAAACUAUAUGAUGUUUUUCUCUUUGUAUAAUUUGUUUGUAUGUUUUUUUCUAUUAAUGCAUGGUAUUAGAUGUAGGUGUGUUAAGUCACGUAUUUGUGAGCAUUUGGUUUGGUGAUUUUUUCAUCUUGUCAUGGCAGUUUUUAUUUUUUCAAAGAGAAGAAUAGUUACAGUGUUGACAAAUGCCACAAAAAAUAAAAAAAAAAUAAAAAUACUGGCUGAGCAGUGGAUCUGGUUCUUCAAGUGUACCUAAAAGAAUCCUUACGAACAGGCUGUGUAACAAUGUGCGUCGUUCCUGACAAACAAACUUUGCUAAAUAAAGAGACUGAGUAAUUAC
Molecule: messenger RNA, 1526 nt
Organism: Larimichthys crocea (large yellow croaker)
Lineage: Eukaryota; Metazoa; Chordata; Actinopteri; Sciaenidae
Product: claudin-4
Exons: 1
Coding region: 151-783 (210 amino acids)
Cellular component (GO): membrane; bicellular tight junction
Molecular function (GO): structural molecule activity
Source: RefSeq, a predicted model, not a curated record